AGGCAUCUGUCUUCCAAAUGAGCUUUAAUCCAAUAUAAAUGUUGAUUGACCUGCAGGUAGACCAAGGCCAAGUUAAUAAAUGGUCAAACUGCUGUCUAUAUCCAGCUUUAUUGCUCUUGUUUGUUAACUCAUACACUGGUGUUUCAUUGUGUCUACAUUAUUCACUGUACUGUACCACAAAUUGGACCCUCCGGGGACAUUAAAGGUUUCUUAUGUAUUUGUUUAACAUCUGUCUUUGUUUCUCUGCGUCUCAGUGAGUCCCACUAAAGAGAUUAAGGUGACGGUGGGAGUCCGGCGGAGCAGCAUGAGCAGCAGCUGUGGCAGCAGCGGGUAUUACAGCAGCAGUCCCACGCUCAGCAGCAGUCCACCUGUGCUUUGCAACCCCAAAUCUGUUCUGAAAAGACAAGUGAGCCCAGAGGAGCUGCAGACACUAGGAGGAUCUUUUAUAAAGAAGACAUUCACUAUUGUGGGUGAUGCUGUGGGCUGGGGCUUCGUGGUGCGAGGCAGCAAACCCUGCCACAUCCAGGCUGUGGAUCCCGGUGGACCUGCAGCUGCUGCUGGCAUGAAG
This is a messenger RNA of Notothenia coriiceps (black rockcod), 568 nucleotides long. RefSeq names its product DEP domain-containing mTOR-interacting protein-like. Lineage: Eukaryota; Metazoa; Chordata; Actinopteri; Perciformes; Nototheniidae. The record is from RefSeq and is a predicted model, not a curated record. The annotation marks the transcript as partial. Gene Ontology annotation, biological process: G protein-coupled receptor signaling pathway; positive regulation of GTPase activity; regulation of signaling. The transcript is spliced from 3 exons. Gene Ontology annotation, molecular function: GTPase activator activity; protein binding; guanyl-nucleotide exchange factor activity. Gene Ontology annotation, cellular component: plasma membrane.